CCUUAGACGGCUUCAGCUCGUCACCGGGUUUCAGAUGAGUGACGUCAUCAGUCAUCAGCUCCCAGCAGACGCCACCAUGCCUGAGACCGCCGAGGCCCACUCCCGCCACUUCACCACCAACCGCAACUGCACCGUCGAGGUGACCAACGUCAGCUCCGUGUACUGCCUCUACAACCCCAAGGUGCACAUGGAGAGCGGUUUCCCCUUCAGCCCCCCCCAGCCGACCCUGCGCAGCAUGAACACCGAGGUGUUCUCCUUCGACAAGGACGACAACACGGCGUGCGGCGCCGUGGGCGUCGUGACCUACGAGCUCUUCAACAUGCACACCCGUACCUGCGACCAGAUGAUGGCGAUCAUGUUCUCCGUGCCGUACGACUACAACUUCUACAAGAACUGGCUCGGGGUGGGCAUCUUCCCGCACGGCACCGAGUGCAACGAUAAGCUGUUCGACACCAUGUACAACAAGAAGGACUUCACCAACUUCAUGCGCCACGAGGCCGACGGCUCGGGCGUGUCCUUCAGGGGGGCGUCGCUGGACGUGAGGGGCUGCAUGUCGGACGGCGGCACCGCCAUCAUCAAACUUGAGCUGUAUGACAAGAUGGGCUAAUUUUUUCUAAUUCAUCUGUUUGUAAUGAUGCAGAGAAUCCUGAAAACCUGUCAUUCGUGUCCUGUAUGGGUGCUUUCAAU
Centropristis striata (black sea bass) is the source of this 687-nucleotide messenger RNA. RefSeq lists its product as uncharacterized. Bases 35 to 607 code for a protein of 190 amino acids. Lineage: Eukaryota; Metazoa; Chordata; Actinopteri; Perciformes; Serranidae. Gene Ontology annotation, cellular component: pore complex. The record is from RefSeq and is a predicted model, not a curated record. Gene Ontology annotation, biological process: cytolysis in another organism; pore complex assembly; monoatomic cation transport. Gene Ontology annotation, molecular function: channel activity. The transcript is spliced from 3 exons.